UCAGUGACUGGUCAUGCCCUAUUCUGUUGGCUGCAUAUGAGAUAUGACAGCCCGAGUCAAGAAAAUAAUUCCAAAGGAUAGCAAAGCAGUGCGGUGCCACUGUGUUCACUAACCACGUUCAGUAGGAAAUUUUUCUUUAUUGCAAAAAUAGAGGUCAGUUCCAGUUCAAGUCUAUUCCUCUUCUCUCCUUAAUUCAUCAGUUAUACUUCUUUGUGCACAGUGGAUUUUUAUUCACAUAAAUGCAUGUCUUGAAUUGUUGAAUAUGGUGACUUUUUGGUUCCCUUCCUCAUGUAUUAUAUAUUUGACCUUUGCAUGACCACUGUUGCAGAACAUCCCUCAGGAGUCGUGGCAAACAUCCUGGAGUGAUCAGUGGAUGGACAAGUCUUGCACAGGAUGCAAGCAGUACAUUGCACAUCAAUAUUGGGACCACAUGGAUACUCGGAAAAAGCGUUUCUUCAAGCCUAUGCUUGGCGAUUUCAGAAAUGGAGUGACCAUACCAGAGAAGUUUGUGCGCAGCAUCGGGGGACAGAUUUCUGAACUAGUCAAACUAGAAACCCCAGAUGGCAAUACACAUAAUGUUCAUGUUGCUAAUGAACUGAAUAAUCUGGUCCUUCGAUCCGGAUGGUCAAUAUUUGCCAGUGUUUAUGGACUUGAAGAGGGUGACUUCUUGAGGUUCAAAUACAAUGGAGACUCCCACUUCAAAGUUGAGAUAUAUGAUCCCACUGCUUGUGAGAAAGAAUCAUCCUGUGUUGUAAUGAAGCGCAAUCCUGGUCCCCAAAAACAGAGCAUACCUCGUGAUAAUCCAAUGCCCUCACCAGAGGGUGAAAGGCUGGAUACACGUCACAAUGGUUGCUACGGUGAUAGUUGGAAAACUACAAAGAUAAAUCCAGAAGGAUCUUCUCCACAGAAACGAGCCAAAAAAGAAGCCCCAUCUUCUGAAGGCAUUCAGAAUUCUAUGAAUUCAGGUGAAGUUCAGACUUCCACCAGGUCUCGCUAUUUCUCUGCGACCGAGUGCAAUCUGACUAAUGCACAUAAGGCAGAAGUCGACAAAAUUGUGCAGAAUGCAAGACGUGAGAUUCCACCGUAUGUGAAAACCAUGGCCAGUACCACUCUGGUUGGUGGAUUUCUGGUCAUAUGCAACGACUAUGCUAUCAAAUACCUACCACGUGAAGAUGAAAUCAUCACACUUUGUCAUGCCAACAAUAGCAACAAAUGGGGUGUUCAUUUCAAGAUUAACACUGAUGGUACCUACCACCUUUCUGCUGGUUGGUUGGGAUUUGUCCAGGACAACAAGUUGCAAGAAGGUGAUACUUGCGUAUUUGAAGUAUUAAAGGACCCGAGAAGUUUCACAAUGAAAGUUCAUCUGCUUAAAGCAAACUAUCACCGUCCACCAGGAUUUGUCAGUUCUGCCAACGUUCUUAGGCCUGAAGAUAAUGUGAGGUACUCACGAUUCACUGUUCUAAAGGGUAUGCUGAAGACUAAAGUCUAUGAGAAAGUAGCAGAUAUCAAGUCUGAGAACCCAAUUUUUGUGUCUGUCAUGCUGAAAUCCAAUAUUGGUGGCAACUCGCCCAAUCUGGCCUUCAGCAUGGAUUAUGCCAGAGAUUAUCUCCCUACUGAGAGCCAAAUUAUCAGGCUUCAUCGGCCUGGGGAAAGCACAACAUGGAAAACUUUGUUCAAGAUCCAUGAUGGAAGGCGUUGGCUUGUUAGAGGCUGGAGGCAAUUUUGCAAUGACAACAAACUGAAACUUCAUGAUGUGUGCCUCUUGGAACGCAUGAAGAACAAGAAGAAGCUCAGGAUGAUGGUCCAUAUCAUCCGAAAAGAAGAGUACUAAUGAUUUGUCCCCUUUGUGCCUAUGCUUAUGUAAUUGGGAAAUUUAGUAUUGUCAGUUGCUUAUGUGUUUGGGUUUCCCAUGAUCAAAUAACCUGUGACAAACUCAAACUCUCUGAAUGUCAUAGAAUAAACACCUGGAUAUGAUGAUACAUUGAUAGUUGCUGGUUA
Molecule: messenger RNA, 1998 nt
Organism: Lolium perenne
Lineage: Eukaryota; Viridiplantae; Streptophyta; Magnoliopsida; Poales; Poaceae
Product: B3 domain-containing protein protein_Os12g40080
Molecular function (GO): DNA binding
Source: RefSeq, a predicted model, not a curated record